This is a messenger RNA of Suillus fuscotomentosus, 552 nucleotides long. RefSeq lists its product as uncharacterized. The record is from RefSeq and is a predicted model, not a curated record. Lineage: Eukaryota; Fungi; Basidiomycota; Agaricomycetes; Boletales; Suillaceae. The transcript is spliced from 2 exons. Bases 1 to 552 code for a protein of 183 amino acids.
AUGAGAGGCAUGAUUCUCUACACCGCAUUCCAUAGGGUCAAGUUCCACGCAAUCAAUGCUCACGGACAUCGUGAUUCAACCGUUACCGUGGAUUCAGUGCACUGUCAGCCACCACGAAAGGACAAAAGAAGGCAGAUAGUUCCUGCGCGCUUCGACACGGUUUUAGUUAACGAAGAUGGUGGUGGGACGACAGGUGUUGAUGGGUAUCGUGUUGCACAAGUGCGCAUCUUCACGCUGACAAGCCAGGCUACAGCUGCCUUAUUUCGCACACCUGGAAUUUUGCCUACCCACUUUGCAUAUGUGGAAUGGUUCACGCCAUUCGGGCAGCCUGAAGCAAACCAUGGUUUGUAUAAAAUUUCCCGCCUCAUUCGUAAUGGAGAGCGUCUGGCAAGCAUCAUUGACAUUUCUGAUAUUCGCAGGAGUGUACAUCUUAUUCCAAAAUUCGGCCCUGUAGCACCUCGUGAAUGGACCAGUAGUACCGUUCUGGAGCUUUGUUCUACCUUCUUCAUAAACUCGUUCAGCGACAGGCAUGCUUAUUUAACUAUUAUCUGA